Cyphomyrmex costatus is the source of this 492-nucleotide messenger RNA. RefSeq names its product histidine-rich glycoprotein-like. NCBI's taxonomy places the organism in Eukaryota, Metazoa, Arthropoda, Insecta, Hymenoptera, Formicidae. The transcript has a single exon. The record is from RefSeq and is a predicted model, not a curated record. The coding region runs from base 1 to 492 and encodes 163 amino acids.
AUGCCACCGGUGUUAGGAGGAGCGGCAAUGGCGGUCCUUCCGGUAAGCCCGCAGACGGCAACGCAGGGUACCCCGCAUCACCAUCACCACCACCACAACCACCACCCACCGCAUCACCACCACCACGGCGGUCAUCAUCACGCCAGCCACCACGUACACCAGGGACAGACGCAAGUGCUCCUCGCGGCCGCAGCGGCCGCAGCCGCCGGUGGUGGUGGCGGCGGCGGUAGCGCCGCAGCUGCGGCCGUAGCUACGCAAGCACAGCCGCAGCUGCUCUAUCAACCGUAUAAUCUGAUACCGGCGGCCGGCACGCCAUCCACCCAGCCGGGCUUUCAGCAGCAUCAUCAUCAUCAUCAUCAGCAACCACCGCAGCAGCAACAGCCACCGCCGCAACCGCAUCAUCAUCAUCAUCAUCACCAUCAAUCCAUCGUUCAGCAGAGUGGCUUUAUAGCCGGUGACGUAGGAAAUCCGGCGACCGCGUUAGCCUUGUAA